Messenger RNA from Scylla paramamosain (green mud crab), 4796 nucleotides. RefSeq names its product metabotropic glutamate receptor 6-like. The record is from RefSeq and is a predicted model, not a curated record. Gene Ontology annotation, molecular function: adenylate cyclase inhibiting G protein-coupled glutamate receptor activity. Gene Ontology annotation, biological process: G protein-coupled receptor signaling pathway. Lineage: Eukaryota; Metazoa; Arthropoda; Malacostraca; Decapoda; Portunidae. Gene Ontology annotation, cellular component: plasma membrane.
GGAAGGUUUGGAGGUGCGCGCAGGUGGUUGAGAGAGACUGGUUGGCUCGCUUUCACGUGCAAGCCUCAGUUUGUGUCGAGGUCUCGAGGGGGACGGUACUUCUUCGCCCACCUCCUGCUCCUCCUCGUCCUCGCCCCUUCAGGAAACUUGAACGCCCCUAGUCCUUCCCCUCUCCUAGUGCUUGACGCCCCUGCACUGACCCCACGUGAUGUCUAUAUGGGCGUGGACAGACAGAGAAACAGACAUCCACGCCCUUACAAGCCACACAACCCAGAGAAAUAAUUUUGCGUGCGCGAGUGUUUUCAGUAGAGCGACUUUGUGAAACACUGUGAUACGGAUUCUUGUGUUGCGAGGCCGGCAGCAUCUGCAGUAUUGAGCCAAGUUUGAAGGAUUAAUGCAGCCGGCUACUUAGGGGGGCCCUUCAGGGAGUGAGAGGCGGCAGGCAGGCAGGGCGGGAGAGAGGAGAGGGGAGAGAGAGUGAGUGUCGCGUGAAGACCUUCCUGACGGGGGUGUAGAUGUCUAAGCGCCCCCAGGAAGACCCGCUCCGCCUCCGUCAGUAGCAGGGAGACAAAAAGACAAGAUGUGAUUUCAUAAGUUCUCGAUCGUCAUAACCACCACCGCCACCACACCACCACCACCACCACCACCAACACCACCGCCGCCGCCGUUACUACCGCCGCCGCCGCUUCUUUCUUUCUCUCCUCCGUCCUCCUCCUUCAUAAAUUACUCUUUUCUUUCUUAUCUCCUUCUCACCACCACCACCACCAGCACCAUCAGCUCCUUCUCUCUUUUUCCCUCGUACAUAAUUUUCUUUGUUUUUUUUUUCUUUUUUUUCACCAACAUUACUCUUUCCUACUUCCUCCUCGUUCAAAAAUUCCUCUUGUCUUCAUUUUCCUCUCACCACCACCACCACCACCACCACUUUUUCCCCUUUUUCCUCCUUCGUAAAUUACUAUUUUCCUUAUUUUCUCACCACCACCAUCACCAAGAACACCACCACCACUCCUUCCCAUCACCUCCAUAAACCCACCUUUUUACCUUAAUAUAAACACCACCACCACCACCACCACCACCACCACCACCACCAGUACCCAUCCCCUCUUCCUCUACCUACAUAAACUACUCCAAACCUUUAUCUUUCCCCUCACCACCACCAAAGACACCACAACAAUGCCUUCCAUCCACGCCUCCCUGUCUUGGCUUGUCACGCCACACCUUCACCUGCUCCUGACCCUCCUUCUGCACCUCACAGCCGCUGCCAGGCCCUACAGCAUUGACCUAGACCCCCAAGCAGUAGACGCAACACGUAGCCUGUCCUCACUACUUAGAACAAGACGUGUAGCGAAGCAGAAUCAUGCAGGACUGAACCUAACGUGGCCAGAUAGGAAAGUGGUAACAAUGGAUGGUGACUUGAUCCUCGGAGGGUUAAUGAUGGUGCAUGAGAGACAUAAUGACGUAGUUUGCGGCCCGAUUAUGCCCCAGGGAGGUGUGCAAGCUCUGGAGGCGAUGCUGUACACGCUGGACUUCAUAAACGAUCAAGUGGACUUCAUUCCAGGCGUGAAGCUCGGCGCGCACAUCCUGGACGACUGCGAUAAGGACACGUACGGACUCGAACAGGCCGUCGACUUCAUUAAAGGCUCCAUCAGCAACAUCGAUGACGGAGAGUACAAGUGCCGCGACGGGUCUUCCCCUGAGGUGCACUACAAGGUCAUCUCAGGAGUGGUGGGCGCCGCCUCCUCCGUCACCUCCAUCCAAGUGGCCAACCUCCUUCGCCUGUUCAGGAUUCCACAGGUUAGCUUCUUCUCCACGUCCCCGGAGCUGAGCAACAAGCAGCGGUUCGAGUACUUCUCCCGCACCAUCCCCUCAGACCACUACCAGGUGAAGGCUAUGGUGGAGAUUGUUAAGAGGCUCGGCUGGUCCUAUGUCUCCAUUAUAUACGAGGAGUCCAACUAUGGCAUCAAGGCCUUUGAGGAGCUAGAAGGCCUACUUGCCACCAACAACAUCUGUAUCGCCGUCAAAGAGAAGCUGGUGAAGGACUCAGGCGUGGCGGAGGAGGGCGCUUAUGACCACAUCGUACAGCGCCUCCUUCAGAAGUACCACGCCAGGGGCGUGAUCAUCUUUGGCUCAGACCAGGAGGUGGCUGGAGUGAUGCGCGCCGUCAGGAGGAAUAACGCCACGGGCAGCUUCUCCUGGAUAGGUUCUGAUGGCUGGUCGGCGCGCUCCCUUGUGUCCUCCGGCAACGAGGCGGAAGUGGAGGGCACCCUGUCAGUGCAACCCCAGGCGAACCCCGUGGGAGGCUUCGAUGACUACUUCCUGAGCCUCACUGUGGAGAAGAACAAGAGGAAUCCUUGGUUUGUAGAGUACUGGGAGAACCACUUCGGCUGCCGGUACCCCAACUCCUCCCUCACGCCGUACAACGCGGCCACCAGCAGGGAGUGCACGGGGGAGGAGCAGCUGACAGCCAAGAACACACAGUUUGAGGCGCAGCUGCAGUUUGUGUCAGACGCCGUGAUGGCCUUCGCAUACGCCUUCAGGGACAUGCACCGUGACCUGUGUGAAGAACGCGGCUUGUGCCCUGCCAUGAAUCCUAUUGACGGAGAGCAGCUUCUGUCUUACCUGCGCAAAGUAACGUUCACAGGCCUGAGUGGUGACAGGUUCAAGUUCGAUGACAAUGGUGACGGACCGGCGCGCUACAACAUCAUCCAUUUCAAACAGGUGCCCCCGGGCCGCUACGCCUGGAUCACCGUGGGCACCUACAUAGAGGGAGAGCUGAGAAUGAACAUGUCCGAGCUGCAGUUCAAGAUGGACGAGCCGCAGCCGCCCUCCAGUGUGUGUUCCCUGCCCUGCCUCACCGGCCAGGCCAAGAAGUAUGUGGAGGGGGAGUCCUGCUGCUGGCAUUGCUUCAACUGCUCCACCUAUCAGAUCGUGAACCCCCGUGACGAGACACAGUGCCUCAACUGUGCCUGGGGGACGCUGCCUGACGCCGACCACCUGCGCUGCAACCCCAUCCCGGAGGUGUACAUUCGCCCGAACUCGUCCUGGGCAAUAGGCGCGAUGCUAUUGUCCUCCGUGGGCGUGGUGAUGACGGGCGUGGUGGUGUGGGUGUUCGUGAGGCACCAUGACACCCCCGUGGUGAGGGCCUCUGGAAGGGAGCUCUCCUACGUGCUCCUCUCCGGCGUGCUCCUCUGCUACUCCAUCACCUUUGUCUUCGUGCUCAAGCCCUCCACCGUGGUGUGCGCCGUUCAGAGGUUCGGCCUGGGCUUCUGCUUCGCCGUGGUGUACAGCGCCCUGCUCACCAAGACAAACAGAAUCGCCAGGAUCUUCAACGCAGGGAAGAGGACAACCAAGAGGCCCUCACUCAUCUCCCCGCGCUCCCAGCUGUGUAUCUGCUCCUGUGGCGUCUUCGUGCAGUUGGUGGUGACGGGCGUGUGGUGUGUGGUCAGCCCGCCCCGCGCCAUUCAUCAUUACCUGGAGAGGGAAGACAACUUUUUGGUGUGCGCUGCCUCCAUCAACGCCUCCUACGUGAUUGCCUUCGCCUAUCCCAUCGGCCUCAUCGUGGUGUGCACCGUGUAUGCUGUGCUCACCCGCAAGAUCCCGGAGGCUUUCAACGAGAGUAAGCACAUUGGCUUCACCAUGUACACCACCUGCAUCAUCUGGCUGGCCUUCGUGCCCAUCUACUUCACCACCGCUAACAACGUGGAGCUGCGCAUCACCGCCACCUCCGUCACCGUCUCCCUCUCGGCCACGGUGGCUCUGGUGUGUCUGUUCACGCCCAAGCUGUACAUCAUCCUGCUGCACCCGGAGAGGAACGUGCGCCAGUCCAUGAUGACCAAGUACUCCACCGUGAGGAACAACCUGUCCUCCUCCUCCCAGCGCGUCGACUCCGCCACCCAGAGCGAAGUCUUCCCAGUGGAUUAUGAGCUACACGAGAAGCUGAGGAGCAUGAGUGGAGGACAGACGCGCUCCACCUCCUCCACUCAGACAUGCUCCGCCACAUGCCCACUCCCGGAGCAUCGGUGUGGAGCAGCCCUCAUGCUCAGCCCCUCGCCCACGCCCCCCUCCUUCAAUGGCCCUGUGCAGGAUGUUCCAGAUGUGCAGUUGUAGAUGAGAUGGACUUUGAAGGAGGAUGGAUAGAUGGAUGGGGUGAUGGGUUUUCGUCUGUUUCUCGUCUUUUUAUUGAUUUUUCUUUUUUUCUCUCUCUCGUUUGUUUCUCGUUUUCUUUUUUCAGUUUUCUUUUGUUUCUCGUUUUCUUUUUUUCAGUUUUCCCUUUGUUUCUCGUUUUCUUUUUUUUCAGUUCUCUUGUUUCUUUUUUUUCAGUUCUUUUGUUUCCUAUUUUAUUUUUGAGUACUUCCUUUGUUCCGCGUUUUCUUUUUCAGUUUUUCCAUUGUUCCACGUUUUCUUUUUCAGCUCUUCCUUUGUUCCACGUUUUCUUUUUACCAUCCCUUGUCUGUUCCUCGCCUUUUUUUUUUCUCUCUCUCUCUCUCUCCCUUUUUCAGUUCCUUCAUUUGAUCCUCUUUUUUUUCAGUUCUUCGUCGUCAGCAUCGUCUUCGUCGCCGCCGCCUUUCUUCUCCGUCGUGGUCAUCAUCGUCAUCAUCUUCCUGUGUCUACUUUUUUUUCGGUUAGUUUUGUUCGUUUUCUUUUAUUUUCUAUCUUUUGUUAAUUAUUUCUUUUUGAAGUUUCUUGUUUUUUUCUGACUUUUUAAUUUUAGUUUCUUGUUCUUCAGCUUUUUUUUUUAUAUAGUGAUUUUCUUGGGUUUUCUUUGUGUGUGUGUGUAUGUGUGUGUGUGUGUGUGUGUG